Messenger RNA from Adineta steineri, 1416 nucleotides. The record is from the annotation of a GenBank genome assembly. NCBI's taxonomy places the organism in Eukaryota, Metazoa, Rotifera, Eurotatoria, Adinetida, Adinetidae.
AUGGCACUAGCAAACAACAAAGCACAAUGUUUUACAUGUCAUAGAGAAAACAAUACAUAUACAUGUGAAGGAUGUUCAAAAAGAUUCUGUAUAAUACAUUUAACAGAACAUCAACAAAUAUUAAAUGAUGAAUUAAAUCACAUCACCAAUGAAUAUAAUGAAUUUAGACAUAUAUUUAAUGAACAAAAACAAAAUCCAUAUAAUCUUUCAUUAAUAAAACAGAUUAAUGAAUGGGAAAGAAAUUCAAUUGAAAUAAUUCUACAAAAAGCACAAGAGUGUAGGAAAAUUGUUAUUGAAUAUUCACCAACAUUCUUUAAUGAUAUUGAAAAGAAAUUUAAUGAUUUAUCUGAACAAAUAAAACAAAUUCAUCAAGAAAAUGACUUUAAUGAAAGAAAUUUAAAUUAUUUAAGAAAUCAAUUACUAGAAAUUACACAAGAAUUAAAUAAUCCAUCAAAGAUUUCUAUUAAAGAAGAUUCACAAUCAUUUAUUAAUGAUAUUUCAAUUAUUUCAUCAAAAAAACCAAAAUUCAAUAAAUGGAAACAAAAUGCCGUCAUUGUGGCUGGCGGAAAUGGAAAAGGACAACAAUUAAAUCAACUUAAUGAACCUGAAGGAAUCUUUAUUGAUGAAAACAAAAAUAUUUUCAUUGCUGUUUGCUUCAAUCAUCGCAUUGUUGAAUGGAAAUACAAUGCCAUAGAAGGACAAAUCAUUGCAGGUAGAAAUGGUAUGGGAAAUCGAGUGGAUCAAUUGAAUCUACCAACAGAUGUGAUUGUUGAUGAGCAAAAUUAUUCGAUCAUUAUUGCUGAUUUUAAUAACAGACGAGUGAUUCAAUGGUUGAAUCAAAAUCAACAAAUUCUCAUUAACAAUAUUGGCUGUUAUGGCUUGGCAAUGGAUAAACAUGGGUUUCUUUAUGUUUCUGAUUGGAAGAAGAGUGAAGUGAGACGAUGGAAAAUGGGAGAAUAUAAUAACGAAGGAAUUGUAGUGGCAGGUGGAAAUGGAAAAGGAAAUCAACUCAAUCAAUUUAAUUCACCUACUUUUAUGUUUGUUGAUGAAGAUCAAUCUGUGUAUGUAUCAGAUAGAGACAAUGACCGUGUGGUGAAAUGGGUAAAAGAUGCAAAAGAAGGAAGAAUUGUGGCUGGAGGAAAUCGUCAAGGAAAAAAUCUCAAUCAAUUGUAUUAUCCUCAAGGAGUAAUUGUCGAUGAUUUGAGUCGAAUCUAUGUGGCAGAUUGGGGGAAUCAUCGAAUAAUACGUUGGUGUGAAGGAAAAGCAGAAGGUGAAAUUGUUGUUGGUGAAAAUGGCCAAGGAAAUCAAUCAAAUCAGUUGUAUUAUCCUCGUGGUUUAUCUUUUGAUGAUGAAGGAAAUCUUUAUGUUGUUGAUUCGGGAAACCAUCGAAUUGAAAAAUUUGAAGUAAUCUUGUGA